Messenger RNA from Varroa destructor (honeybee mite), 7679 nucleotides. It is a transcript of the gene Mrgn1, whose product is annotated as Mahogunin ring finger 1. Gene Ontology annotation, biological process: protein ubiquitination. The record is from RefSeq and is a predicted model, not a curated record. Gene Ontology annotation, molecular function: ubiquitin protein ligase activity. Lineage: Eukaryota; Metazoa; Arthropoda; Arachnida; Mesostigmata; Varroidae. Gene Ontology annotation, cellular component: cytoplasm.
UGUAUGACUGAGCUUCUUCGAAUCAAUAGUCGGUGGUAGUAAUGUUCAAUUCUGUGUUCCAUAAGCGACCGAUUAGAGUGAUCCGAAAUGGCAUAGAACCAUGAAGUAAUUGAUUACGACAUAGACUACGUUGUUCACGUUGAUGCUUUCGCCACAGCACUGAAGCAGUAUCAAACCAGGGACAUGGUCACAAUAUCAGUCAGCAAAGCGUCCUAUACCUAAGUACAGCUGGCAUUCGAAACCUCUGAUUCGACAUUUCUCGUCUGUAAUAGCGUUUCUGUAUUCAGACAAUCUCGUUUAUGCCAACGGGCGAGUCAGUGCAUAGGUAUUUGGGCUAAUUACGUUCAUGUUAUGCAUCGGCCACAAGUUAAUUUAUUUCAAACAGUAGUAAAAAAACGACCUCACAUCGAAGAACGGAAGCCUUACUGCCAUGUCUAAACGAAGCUUGAAUUAUACCAGCCCAAGCUCAACCAGGGAGCCGAUUAAAACUUAAUGCCAGAAUGAAAACACAACAAGAUGAGGAAGACAUUGUAACAAGGUUUGAUGCCCAACUCGGACAAUUUGGUUCAACCAACUCAUGUUCGUAGCAGAACAUUCGGAUUAUCGAGAUAUCAGUAUUCUGCGCUGCCUGAACAAUUUGAAAAGCGGAAACAUUUCUUCCAGCUAUUCAAACGAAGAGGUGCGAUCGACGUUCAUUCAAGCUAGCAAAAAUCAAAGACUGAAUUUACUACAACGAUGGGUAUUCAUCUCAGUCGUCAGAAUGGACUUGCUGAUGGCGAGGAUAUAAAUAGUAGUUCCGUCUACAGAUACCCUCCGAAAAGUGGUAACUAUUUUGCAUCGCAUUUUAUAAUGGGUGGAGAGCGGUUUGAUGCCUCCCAACCAGAAGCCUAUCUGUUCGGGGAGAACUCAGACCUGAAUUUCCUUGCCUCACGACCUUUACCGUUUCCCUACCCAGCACCUCAGCCGAACGAACCAACUCGUCCACUCCGAUGUCUCAUAAAUAUUCGAAAAGAAUCUCUCAGAUUUGUGAGAGUAAAAACUGGCAGCGGUAAUAAUAGUGAGGGGUCAACUAAAAAGAAUGCUAGUUCAGACGAUACCUGUAACGGUGGUCCAAGUCCAGGAACAACAGGUUCCGGCUCAACGAAGUACAACAUUGAGUUUAUCUUCGAUACCGAGUGUCGUUGUGCAAUAACUGUACUCUACUUUUGCACCGAGGAAGUUACUCCAAAUGGCAUAGUGUACUGUCCCCGCUUUCCAACAAUGUCAUCGGAAACCUACCAUUACAAGCGCGGCUGCAAUCAACUCUUCCAACAAACCUCGCACGUUUUUGACCCCUCGAAAUAUUCAGACGCUGAACUUGCAUUUAAUAAUAAUUACACAAUGUUCCUCGCCGAUAUCCAGAGAUGUGAACGUGCCGUUGACGGAAUGGGUCUUGGGGGUGGCGCGGGGGGUGUAGGCGCUGGUGCGGGUGGAGGAAGCAGCCCGAAUGGGGGAGCGUCGCUAAGUGGUUUUGGAAAUGGCAUUGGUGGCGGAGGCUGCGACUCGGGAAGUGCUGGAGAAGUAUUUCCAGUUGUGAUCCAUUGUGUUGCCGAAGAAGGUGAAGAGCCCCGACAAAGUCACGUACUUCUAGCAGUUGUAGAGCGGGCGAGUUCAGCAAUGAUGGGUUCUGGGGCGGAUUCCGGAGGAGGGGGCAGUAUUUCGCAGCCAACUGGAUCCAGUUAUACUUUGAAGCCGCUCAAGCAGAAACUGUUCGUCGAUGGACUCGUUUAUCUCCUACAGGAGAUUUACGGGAUUGAGAAUAAGAAUAACAUCUGUAGUAAUAGCAAUAUACAUAAUGGAUGCUCUCAGAACAAUGGUUGCUCGCACGGUCUUAGUCACAAUGAUGACGGUGGCUCUUCUAUCGAUGGAGUCGGAGGACUGUGCGACGAGUCUGACUCCGAGGAAGAAUCUGGAGGAGAAUGCGUAAUUUGUAUGUCGGAGCCUAGGGACACGCUGAUUUUACCUUGUCGGCAUCUAUGUCUUUGCGCAGCGUGUGCUGAUUCGCUACGCUACCAAGCGAACAACUGCCCCAUUUGCCGGGCUCCGUUCCGCGCCCUGCUUCAGAUACGGGCUGUACGCAAGAUGCUCCUUAGCUCACACCCUUCGGCUCAUCUCAAUAACGAACACCAACUACAUCAAGUUGGGCAGGAUGUCCCUGCUGGCUACGAGAGUAUUCCGUUGCUUGAGGCUCUUAAUGGACCAAUGGGAGGGAAUCAGGCUAUGAUCACGUCUCAAAUUGGCCAGGCUGGUAAACAUGUUCGCCUGCAUGCGAACAGUUCCUCCGCGAAUCCUUCACAUUCACCGCGUUCCGAAUGCCAUCAACAGGGUGGCCCAGGUAAGAGGAGUAACGGGAGCGGGAGUGGCUCAGGCGGUGGAGCGGGUGGUGGAGGUAAAAUAGGGAAAAUGCAUCGCAACAAAUCAAGUUCUGCUGGGAGCCUUCGACACCAGCAGCAGCAGCUACAGACUCAUAGUCCACUGAGGAUUUCGGAGCAGAUGGCUCUGGUUAGUAACUCGGCACGGGAUGGAAGUGGAGUAAAUUCGAUAGGGCAGCUAGAAGGAACAAUGACAAUGCUCGGAACAGAAGAAAAUCAACCGCUUGCUCGGGCCGAGACGGCGCCUCUACCUGGGAGACAUCGAAGACACAAGGAUAAGUUGCAGGGACAAUUGCAGCAACAGGGUCGAGGACUGGGCAAGAGCGCCAGACCACAUACAGCAUCACACGCUAGUGCAACGUCUCUCGCCAUGGAUAACUUGUCAGCUGAGAGUACAUCUUUGCUGGACGGUGAAGAUAAUGGCAGAGUAGCGGGAGACGGAACCCUAGCCGGAGAGGGAUGCGAUCGGGGCGAUUUCGGGGUACAUUCUGCGUUCCCUCCCCCAGGAUCGCCAUCUCCCGCAGCCGCGACCGUAAUUACAGUAGACCAAGCAACGGACACAAGUCUUGACAAUCGAGAUCUUCAUGGAUCGCGCGAAGAUGCCAGGGAUAUGGACAUGCUUUUUCAGCGGAGGAAAGCCUUUCCAGAUUCCGGGUCGUGCACCGUACGUGCGGGCAGCGAAAGUGAGCCUGCAGAGUUGGAGCUCGUAGAACAAGUAGAAACGGGCCGAGUAGUGGCAGCCUCAACUUUGGCGUACGACUCAAGCGGUACAGAUCUGCCCACACUAGCUCCAGGUACCCCAAAAUCAGGCUCUGCCCGUUCAAGUGCUGACAGUUUCUCAAGCGCGGGCUCAGGCACUCGUCUUCUAGUUAACGCUACAACAGGAUCCUCGACAACAAGUACAGGAGCUGGAGGGCAUGCGGCUGUCACUGUAGUCACGAUCAAGCAGCAACAAGUGAGGCCCACCUGUGGAGAUACGGAAGAGGUUUAACGUCUAAGGACAAUAUGCGAGAUGAUCAUCCCAGUCAUUUUAGGUCUACGGCAGCCUCUUAAACCGUUUAUUGCAUUAUUAUGCUGGAACAAGGGAUCUGUACAUCCCGUAAAAGCGCAGCGUUUAACGCCGUAGACGAGACAGCUAGUGUACUGCGCAACAAAAUGAUUCACAAAAGCGUUGUGUGUAGCCGUUCAGAAGAAAACAAUGGCUUUAGAAGUAUAGUGCUUGGCUAGAGUUUAAAUACAUACGCAAGAUACACCUCGCCCAAAACGAAUAUCCCCAAUACGGCUUUAGGAACAAGAUAAUUCGUUAGUGGGCGCAAACAAAUUGCUUACUAAAUUCCGUGUGCUAUUUUCGCGAAACUGAAAAUAUGAAUGUGACAUUUUUUCUUUUCAUCUUAUGACAAAAUCAAUACCGACUCUUAUACGCCUUGCCGUACAUCACCGUGUAUGCUGUCAAUAUCGAUUUGACGAAUCUCGCCUAACUGUAUCACUCAGAGAAUGCAUUCUUUUUCGUUUCGAGGAAGAUGUUUCUGUGUCGUCAGCUUUCCAUGUUACAUUCCAAUAUUUUGUAAUGUACCACCUAAACUCAGUAAUCACUAGAAGAAGGCAGAAACAUUACUGCUUGGAUUAUUAUCUGCGUACACCUAUCGGAGAUCGUAAUUAGGUGAAACCGACUGAUUAGGUAUUCGAUAACAUGAUUACGAAGUGCCGACAUUUUCUAUCAUGGGAAAACACUGGGACGACUACGAAGCAAGCUGCGACAAGUUUCGGCGAAGCGAAAAGCAAGUGACUAAUAGAAUUCACGAGUACUAAGAGUUUAUAUUUUUUUCAUUACUGAUUCACUUUACCAAUCCACUUCGUUCAUUUAGUGCUGAUGCGGUGUUUUCUAUUGAAAACCUCUAUGAGAAUUACGAGACGUAUUUUUGUCAUUUUGCGUUAGUUUUUACGUAUUGAUUAAGGUAGUGACACAUGGUUUAUUAUACAUUAGUUUAUGUUGUGUCUCUCCAUCUCUCUGUGAUGCUAAUAUAUAUAUAUAUAUAUAUAAAUGAAAGGUAGCUCUAAAUACUUGUAACUAAUUUUACUAAUGCUACAAUCGUUAGAAUCUAUAAGGAUAUAUAUAUAUGAUGAUGCAGAUGAAUAAAUGCUUUAGCGCGAAACGAGCAUAUUAUAAACACUUGCAAUCUCAAUUUCAACUCCAUAAAUCAUAUUCUGGACUGAAUAUGAACCCCCUAUAUAUAUGUGUGUGUGAGUCUCAGAUGAUUUUGUGUGAUACGCCUUCGUUACAUUCUAUUAGAAAUAAAUCACUGCAGAGAUGCAGCACUGCUAUCUCGAUUUUCCUUAUGUUUUUUUUAAAUGGGUGCCAUAGGACAAAAGUCUAAUUUCAGUAUUAACGAAAACCUAUAAUGCGGUAUGUGGACGCUUAAUAAAGCUACAAGAAAGCCUUUCUAUGCUCGAAAUUCUGUCAAUUUGUAUCGAAUACAAAUUUCUAUGUCUUUUUAGUGUAUUGUUAUAGCUUGGGAAAACGUACAAGAAAAGAUUUCUUUAUUAGGCACUCUUUUUUUCGCACUGUGAAAAAGGGGCGGGAAAAAACUAUCGAUUAGAAAAGGGAGUAAAAAAGGGAAAUUUAUAAUGAUACACUACGAUAAACGGCUCCAGCUCUAUAACGAAGCAUUCAAACAGUAAACAACUAUUUAUCAACUAAUUCUUUAAAUGAUAGUUUGAUUUACUGGUGUUAAUGCAAGCACUCGAAAGAUCUGCGCAUCCAUGCCGCACGUUUUGAAGGAUAUAGCUAAUUCAUUCGCGCUAACUUUGUUCUUGCUAGGUGUGAUAAAAAGCAAACCAAUAUAUAAAGUAUCAGUAACAUAUAUCUUCAAUUGACAUAAGGGUUGCUUGAGUAUCGUCAUGACCGGUUGAACAAUGCCAGCUUAACGCUUACAACGUGCGUCACAAAGUAUAAAAGAAGUAAGCAUUGCGGUAACGUUUGGUCAAAUGAAAAGCAUGGAUGGUUAACACCAACAGUAAAUUUACUUUUGAACAGCGAACACGAAAACAACGAAUCGUUUUUGAAAAUCCUGUUAAAGAAGUGGAACUGGUGAUAGUAGUAGGACCUUUGGCCAGUCAACAACGAAUACAUCGAUGCCAAACCGCCUAAUCAAUUGCAUUUCAAGCGGCUCCUAGCUAUGGGUAACCUACGUAACUAUUCAUAGUACAAUUAGGUGCCAAAUUGAAUUAUCUUGUGAGCGUUUGUAGCUGCAGUCAUAUCAGUAACCCUUGAAUAAGCCUGGGGACCUACUUCAUAGUAUGUUCAACUAAGGUUUAUUAGCGCCUCGUUGUUGAUUCAAUAGGUGAUAAAUUAUCCUCGUGUGAGGAAAAACAACGAACUUGUACGUUAUAAAUCUCGUGGUUAACGGAUUAUUGUGGAAUCCAAAUCAAUAGCAAAUCAAUCAGUUAGGUAAAAAAAAAUCUGAACAGAUCAUUCGAUUCUCUCCUUCGCGAAAAAAAACGACGUUUGUGCGCUGAUAUUCUUACAUUAAAUAAGGAAUUGUACCUAAAAAAGCUACGACAACAUAAGAAGGUGUAUCGACUUCAAGCAAUAACGAAGAUAGAUUCUUGCCGAGCUUUGACUCCAUUACAAGAAAUCCAACGUUUCUUAAGAAAUACGUAGUUUGUGCUCACGCACAAACUUGGUGGUCUCCAAGGUUCAGGCCAUUUAGUCAUCCUACAUUAGGUACUACGAAUCUUGUCUGCUUUGACCAUCGAACGUCCAGCUGCGGGAUUAAGCUACUAUGGGGCCGUCAAACGCAAAUCCCACCACGACUAGCACAGCGUUAAACGAAAUACCUGGCGCUACGAAAUCUUCUGCUCCCGACGGAAUUAAAUCUCCAAUUGUAAAAAGCGAGGCACUUAGGAAAAGGGUCGGUACACCCUUUUCGUCUCCGAAAGCCGCUAAAGAUCGCAGCAGUCUUGAUGCCAAAAACAAGGCUGGCGUCGAUUCAUCGUCAUCAGCCACAGGCGCAGGUUCUAUCAGUGUCAGUGUUAAUUCAAAGACCGACGUAGUCCCAAGUAGCUCUUCUAUAGAACUUACGAAGAGUCAGACGGUUCUUUCUUCUGGUUCUGUCGCUGAACCAACUAGUGCGACCACUACAUCCUCCGCAACGGGCGACUCGAUAUCGUCGAGCCACAGCAGGGAACGAAAAACAAAUUUUGACGAUAAAAAGAAAAGCUCACACGAACGCACUGGUGAGCUGUCAAACGCCUCUUCGGACCCCGCAUUAGCGAAGAAGAAAGAAGAGACACAACAGUUAAGAGAGGGAAAACGCAAACGCUCAAAAAUUGUGUGGCUCAUCGUUGUCGUGGCGUUUAUAGGUAUCGCAGCUGGGGUUGCCACAUUAAUAACUCUUCGAAUACAAAGUGCCGCAGAACAGCAGAAGCUACAGCAACAACGGGCUCUAAAUGCCACAGACCAUGCUCCCAAAAUAACUGAAGCCAUAGCAGAAGAUUUCAGUUAAUGUUUAAGGUUAAUAGCACAUCAUUCCCACGCUCGACGAAGAAAAUUUCCUGGUCUAUUUAUAUGGAUGACUGUCUGCAGAAAGUUUAAGAAGCCUCCAGAUCAUCUUUUAUAAUACACGAACUCAAGAGUGUUUUAACAAUGCUGUAUUUUAACAACGGUAGCGAAAAAUUAGAUUUAAAAGUAUCAGCUUAAUAAAAAAAAAGUUAUGCUUUUGUUAUUUCAUUCCAUACUAUGCGCACACGUUUUGUGUAGUCAAUCUGUGUUACUUCAUUCAUACUAUGCGCACACAUUUUGUGUAAUCAGUUUGUCUCAGAACAGACUUGUAAGUAUGAAAUUCUCAUGUAUUCUUUUAUAGCGGGGCAUUGUAAUCCAUUGGUUCCAUUUUUGCGACGCGUGAAACGUAGGAAGUUCGUUAUUGAACAUCGUUUGUCACAUUCGUUGGCCCGCUGAACAAUAGCUCAUCUUGUAACAUUAACUAGUAGAAGCUGUCAGCCCAUGCUCCUGAAGUAGCGCACCACACAGAUGAAAAGUCGGAUUUUCCGGCUUCUUUCAGAUUCCUAUAUGCGAAUUUAGUGCUAGCUGCAGUGCGCGAAACUAUGAAACUUCUGAGAAUGUCAAAACCGUUACGGAGGAUUAAGGGGCCCAGAACCGUUACGGAAGGAUUAAGGGGCCCGAUGUCUUCAAGAAAUUCUGACAUAGAAAUAUUAAAUUCGUAAAGCCGUAAAGCGGUUUUUUCUGGUGAUGAAAUGUCCAGUCUAAUA